This is a messenger RNA of Peronospora matthiolae, 393 nucleotides long. The record is from the annotation of a GenBank genome assembly. NCBI's taxonomy places the organism in Eukaryota, Oomycota, Peronosporomycetes, Peronosporales, Peronosporaceae.
AUGGCUGAAGGCGCGAACGUCAUGCAUCACUGCAACGAGGUCCUCAACAUCUCCGCCAAGCUUAGCGGCAUAGGUGCGAAGAUGGAAGACGAAGACGUUGCAAUUUGUCUGCUACUCAGUCUUCCGAAGAGCUACGAAAAUGUGGUGCACAACAUGGAAAUGAGCAGCACCGAGCUUCGCACUCAAGAUGUGGUGAGAGUCCUGACGAAUGAGCAUGCCAAGCGUCGAGGAGAAAAAGGGACAACGACAGCGACUACGGUGAAGGCUGAAGAUGCAAGCAAGGCAUUCAGCGCCGAGCGUGAGCCCUACCAAUGCACGUAUUGUGGCAAGGUGGGACACACGGUGGAUCGUUGCUGGACAAAGCAGAAGAACGAAGGUCGGGGAGCCUGUUGA